ACAGGUAUCUGCCCCUGGAGAACCAUGGCAUUGAGCAAUAUUUUGCUGUUGAGUCAGAUUGCCGGAUACGUCGUCGCAUUGAUUUUAUCUCUCUGUAUCAUUGUCCCAAUGAGUCUUCAUCAAGAUGAGUUCCGUGGACAUUGCUUACUCUUCUCCACGGGUGUUUGGAGAGAAUCCGAUGGUCAGUUUGAUGUGAAUUGGGCACCCCAGGCAUAUUGUAACUAUACCAUAUUUGUCGGGUUAAUUCUUCUCUUGACAUCCGCUGUGCAGAUAUACCGACUUUCAAUGCUUAUGUACCGAGGAGAGGAUAGUUCCUUUUUAUCUGCUUUCGUGGACGUUGUAACCUCUAUAUUAUUUACAGUAAUAACACUUGUUGCAGCGAAUAUCAUUACUUUAGGUUUUAUGACAUGGUGCCAGUGUAUGACGAAAAGAUUCCCAUCAUGCGAAUUAGCAGCUGGUAAUGACAUUGACAAGGCUGAUGACAUAGAUACAUCAGGGUUUCAUAUAGAGUUAGGUGCUGCACAAUUUGGGGCAUGGAGUAGUCUUUCAAUCUGGGUUGGUUUGUCUGUGUUUGCUGUUUUAAAGCUAUUAAGAUACCACCAGUUAGAGAAUAUGAAGGUUUCUAUGUUCAGAGAAAGGCAAAGAUUAAUCGAAGCUGCUACAAGUUCACAAGAAUUCCUUCCCAGUUGAAAUCUUUAUUAAGAAACGUAUCACUUUUUAUCACAUGCAAUGUUAUUACAGAUAAAAUCGAGUACAUUUUUGUCAAUGUACUAAAUACAGAUGAUAAUUCUUUAUCGUAAAGAUAUUAAGUUUAUCCGCUGUACUACAAUUGUGCAUAUCAACCAUGAGUAAAUGGUAUUGCUAGCAUCUUCCACUGAAUAUUAAUUAUUUUAUAAUCACGCACACAUGUAGCUUAAUAAUAAGUAUGCAUGGUCAAUGUAUAAAAACUUGGUUACAAGUAAAUUACAUGAGAAUCGAGGAGAUAACUUAUAGCUAACGAUAUGACAUGUAUCGUAAAAGGCUAUUUUGUUUUAUAUAAGUAGAACAGCUAAGUAUAUGAGGCUUUUAUAGAAUUAUAAAUUCAGAGCAAAGAUUAUUAUAGAUAGGCAAAGCGUAUCAUUUUUAAAGAUAUAAUAUAUAGCUUUUGAAUUGUUUAAAAAAAUAUACUGAAGUAUUAAAGAUACAAUUUUCUUAAACUUAAUUAUUGUACAUAAUGUAUUAUAUAACUUUGUUUAAAACAUUUUGUUUUAUGUGUAAGAUAUCGUAAAGAAUUAUAAAUAACUUCUAAAGUGAAUGGACUGCUGUAUGUAAGAAAAGCACAUAUACAUCCAUUCUUGAUUUAACUUUAAUCGUGAUUGCUUAAUUAUCAAACCAGUAGAAAUUGUAUUUGAUGAAUAAAUAAUUGGAAUCCA
This is a messenger RNA of Orussus abietinus, 1412 nucleotides long. RefSeq names its product transmembrane protein 179. NCBI's taxonomy places the organism in Eukaryota, Metazoa, Arthropoda, Insecta, Hymenoptera, Orussidae. Bases 25 to 690 code for a protein of 221 amino acids. The transcript has 2 exons. The record is from RefSeq and is a predicted model, not a curated record.